Pisolithus orientalis is the source of this 875-nucleotide messenger RNA. RefSeq lists its product as uncharacterized. NCBI's taxonomy places the organism in Eukaryota, Fungi, Basidiomycota, Agaricomycetes, Boletales, Pisolithaceae. Bases 103 to 624 code for a protein of 173 amino acids. The record is from RefSeq and is a predicted model, not a curated record. The transcript is spliced from 2 exons.
AAAGUGUGUGCGUUGGUAUAUAUCAGUGUAGAACAAUAUGCUCGUCUUGCAACCUUGCAACUGGUGCUCACUUCGUAGUCUUUGGUUGGCGCGCGAACCGGUAUGGGUGUCCAAGUGCUCCUUCAAAUCUUUGGUCGCUUUCCGCAGUUCUUUCUUGCUGUUGCCAAACAAUGCUCGACGGCACUUCUACAAUUGCUGGGUUACCUCUUCUCAUGCUGGAACGCGCCGGUCCGCGAGUCAAUGGAAAACGGCACAGAAAAUGGCAUUGCUUCGACUGCCUUCAGUACGGAUAGCGUGACUCAAGUCAUGCAGGCAGAGAACAACAGCAGCAUCGGACCCGCAACUAUGCUGUGUUCGGAGGUCGGCGGCGUCAGUGAGGACUUCGUCCUGCACCUCACACAAGCUAUUCCGCAGAGUAGUACGCCCGCGGCUGUCACAGACCCGGAAGUCGGCGACACGGGUGUGCAGCCUGUCAUCCUCCUAAACACCGCCAGUGAUGAUGUCGAACUCCGCCCUCUCGAUGUUCUUCCUCAAGUACGCGUGCAGCAGUACGUAGGACUCCCAAGUAUUCGUGGCAGCGCCCAAACUGACAUUUGUAACGUCAAAGCAAACCACCCCCAUUAAAACGCUCCUUGCAAUUACUUGCUACCGUUAUUCUGGUACUGGAAGCGAUCUCGACAUUUUUCUUCCUCAACGGUUCUCUGUCCAUUUUACGUUCUGUCAGGGAUAUGCAAGACGAGCGACAGACUGAUAUGGCCAAGUUUAAUACGUUCUGGAAAGAGUUUCGAAGAAGACUUCAAAAUGUCACUUUGCUAGUGAGUCUGACAGAGCAAGAGAGAGAUCCCUUCGGAAAUAUUGAUGUACUUCAUUACUGA